AUGGCAUCCCACGUCGUCGUUCUGGAUGUCGCAUUCAAGCGCAUCCAAGUCAAAGUCUCGCCCGCCACUUCUCUACGCAGCGUUCUCGAGCAAGCAUGCGACAAGUUCCAACUCGACCCUGACCAACACAUUCUCAAAAAUACAAAAGACAAGCCUAUCGACCUCUCCCUCCCCUUCCGGCUCUCCGGCCUCGUCUCGGGCGCAAAGCUGCAGCUCGUCCAGUCCUCACGCUCUCCCUCGGUCGUCAAGGUCGCCCUACAACUCCCCGCCGAGGACAACUCGCCACGUCUAGAAGACCACUUCCCCAGCAAUACUCCACUCUGGCUCAUACUACGCAAGUUCGAGGAUGGUGUCGCUGGAAACACAAACAAGCUCAAUCUCACAGAAAGAAGCGCCCCGAGCUCACAGACUGGCAGCGGCUAUCUCUGCUAUCUACAACCUUGUCUCAACAUUGGGGGCAGCGCAAAAGAGCUGUCUAGCUUCUUGAAUCUACAAAAGUCUCUUGCCCAACUAGGUCACAACCGCGGCAACGUCUUGAUCAGGCUGUCGUUCAAGAAUGAGGGCGUGCGCAUGGAAGAGGCCAAGGCCCAGAUCACCACAUACCUUCAAGCUCUGUCGCCGCAGGAUCCUUCUCAGACACAAACUGCAUCGUCACACGGCGCGCACGCAGCUCCGGAUGUCCAGCUCUCUUCGCUCCCUAACGCCGAUGCUGACAACUCUGCUAUGCCACGCGAAGACGAUGCUGCCCAAGAUCCAUCAGGGGACACUGUCAUGUCUCCUGCUCCCGAUCUUGCUCCCGCUGAACAUCCUGCACAGGAAGAGGACGUGAUAGCAUCGUCUUCGACAACGCAGAUGCCUUCGACCGAAAGUCAAUUCCCUUCGUUGGAUACAGGCAUUUCAGUCUACGCUGCUCCCUCUGACAAUACCCCGUUUGCUGCAAGACAAGCGUACAAUGAGGCUGACUACCUGCCCUCAGUCGAACAUGCCAACGCUCAUCAAGCCAGCCUCACCAAGUUGGGCAGAAAUACACGUCUACUGUCUGACAAAGAGAUCGCUGCCAAUAGUGCAAGCAAGGCAGCAGCUCUCGACGAAAUUAAGACUGCGACUCUUCGCAUUCGCUUCCCGGAUAUGUUCACAGUCGAAUGGAGAGCCACACAGUCAGACACAUCCGAGUCGCUUUACACAAAGGUCAAAGAAAUGCUCGAUAACCCUUCACUCAGAUUCAAACUGCAAAUGACUGGCCCCCAGAUGAAGCCACUCAUUUUCGACCCUACAAGUCAGCAAAGAUUGAUCAAAGAUUUGGGUAUCAGAGACCGUUCUCUUAUCGUGUUCGUUUGGGACGACAGUGUGACGAAAGAGAUUCGUGACAGGCCAUUGCUGAAACAGGCACUGAGAGGACAAGCCAAGGAGCUUCAAGUCAACGAACCAGUCGCAGAGGAGGAGGCCAAACAGGUGCCUGCUCCUAAGUUUGAAGAACCUAAGAAGAAGUCUGCACUCUCCUUUGCGGACAAAGAGGCUAGACUAAAGAAACUGAUGGGCUUUGGUAAAAAGAACUAG
Messenger RNA from Aureobasidium vineae, 1557 nucleotides. Lineage: Eukaryota; Fungi; Ascomycota; Dothideomycetes; Dothideales; Saccotheciaceae. The record is from the annotation of a GenBank genome assembly.